AUGCUCAUACAUAAUAGGUAUAACGAGAUUGAAGAGUUACCCAAUAAGCUCGCCUCUUUACCUCACCUUUCAACAUUGAAUAUCUCCCACAAUAAACUAACUCAGAUACCAUUAAUAAUUCAAGCUGAAUCAAUGUCAAGGGCACGAAGUGAAAGCUUCUUCAGUGCUACAGUCGAGCGAGCCAAAGUCACUCUACCGUCUCUUCGAGUCCUUCAAGCGUCGCACAAUCAAUUACGGUCCGAUACGUUCCCACCUCAGCAUUUACCAAAAGAACUCUUAGAACUGGAUAUAUCAAAUAACCCUUUGGGGCCUGCAAAGCCUCUUUUGACAGCUCUAGAAGGAUUAGAGCGUCUGAAGAUCCUUCGAAUGGCCUCUUGUGAUCUCAUAGACGAUGGAUUUCCGACAAAAAUGGGUAAAUUUCCUGCGCUUCAAUUGCUGGAUUUAGGUGACAAUGAAAAGUUAUCGGAGGACAAAGUCGCCGACGCAAUGGGCGACAGAGAAUUUGAGAUUGGUCCUACCAACACAAACUCUACAGUGAAGCUCCACGUCAUCGCCGGUAAACCAGGCCCAGUCAAAGAAGCAUGGGAGAUUGAAGCAGAAAAUCGUGCACGAACUCGCAAAGUUUCGUCGAAACUUGGGGCCGCUGCAACUACAACCCCCGCUUCGCCGCGUACAAACACAGGCAGGGGGUCGGUAGUGUCCCCUACUCCUGCGAGGGUAGAAGAGCCACAAAAAGAGCAAUGGGAGAUUGAAGCGGAGCAGGGCCUCCUUACAGAAGCUGGCCGUAGACGGGCUCGUGCAGCAGCAGCAACCUCUAGCUCUGCCACUACGACCCAAGCCAGUACAUCGAAACCUUCUCUGGCAACAGAAAUGUCAAAUAUGUCUAUUUCAGCGACCCCGGGGGUUCCAUCAUUGGUCCAGUUUUACGAUGGCCCACAUGCUACACUUACCCUUCCCCAGUCACAGCCCCAGUCGCGCACUCACAACC
Acaulospora colombiana is the source of this 988-nucleotide messenger RNA. The record is from the annotation of a GenBank genome assembly. NCBI's taxonomy places the organism in Eukaryota, Fungi, Glomeromycota, Glomeromycetes, Diversisporales, Acaulosporaceae.